This is a messenger RNA of Parasteatoda tepidariorum (common house spider), 579 nucleotides long. RefSeq names its product zinc finger MYM-type protein 5-like. The record is from RefSeq and is a predicted model, not a curated record. Lineage: Eukaryota; Metazoa; Arthropoda; Arachnida; Araneae; Theridiidae.
AUGCCUCUCAAAUGUGCUUCCCUUCUUUUUCUUUGGUACGAUGAAAGAAUACAAGGAUACAAGAAAAGGCUUAGAAAUGGAGAAGAGGUUUUAAGAGAAUGGAUGGUAUAUUCCGUAUUUAAAAACGCUUUGUACUGUUUUCCAUGUCGACUUUUUGCUGCACCAUCUAGCUUGAGCGCUCUUGUCAAUCAGGGAUUUAAAGACUGGAAGCAUUUAGGGGAGUCUUUAGCACAUCAUGAAAAUGCUAAAACUCAUAUAGAUUGUUUGAAAUCAUGGCUUGAAUUGAAGCAAAGAUUGAAAAUAGGUGAAACUAUAGGUGCAGUUUCUCAGAGACUCAUUGAUUCUGAGAUAAAUCACUGGUCUGAAGUUCUUUUACGCAUUAUAUCAGUCGUUAAAAUACUAUGCGAGAGCUCUCUAGCUUUUCGAGGAACAAGCGAUAAACUGUAUGAACACAAUAAUGGAAACUUUUUGAAGUUAAUUCAGCUAUUGGCUGAGUUUGAUCCAAAAAUGGAGGAACACGUUCGCAGAGUCCUCAAUAAAGAAGAAAUCAAAGCUACAUAUCUAGGGAAAACUAUAUAA